Molecule: messenger RNA, 4319 nt
Organism: Lecanosticta acicola
Lineage: Eukaryota; Fungi; Ascomycota; Dothideomycetes; Mycosphaerellales; Mycosphaerellaceae
Source: the annotation of a GenBank genome assembly
AUGGAGAACGCUGAUGGGAGACGCGCCAGCGAGGCAUCUUCCCUCGACUCCACCGACUUCUACAGCGCCGACACGCAUCAUGACCAGCGCGUCGAGGACGUGUCGAGCCCUGUCCAAAUCAAUCAGUCCACGGAUACGAGUGAGCCUACGGACUCCGCUGUAUUGGCUAGCGCCCCAGACCCAGCCCCAGCCCCAGCCUCAACAUGCGAUGAGAAGGACGAUGAUAACUGUUCGGAGGACAUGGACCUCUCUGACAGCCGUGAUGCGACGCCAGAGCCCCAGGACGCGACUGCCACUCCGGAUGCCGGUGCCACUGCUGCCACUGCCGUCGAGACUGCCACUGCUGCUGCCGUGGAUCAUGCCGGGACCAAGCGCAAGCUUAGCGACACUGAAAAUGCUGACGUCGCCGCCCUAGGUCCCUCGCCCGAGGGAAUCAAGAAGAUCAAGGUGAAGCAGCCGGAUAACAGUGUUCCCAACGCUGCCCGUUGUCCCGAAGUCUGGCAGCGAGUUUUCCUGCAGCUGUCCCCUGCCAUGCUCUGCCGUUGUCUCAGAGUCUGCAAGGACUUCAGAUUCUAUCUGACCGGAAUCAAGAGCGGAAACAAACAGACCACGAAAGGACCAGUGGACAGUGAUUUUAUAUGGGGCCAGUCCAGAAAGACUCAUUACACUUUCCUGCCGCUCGCAAAGCCACUCUCCCGGUUUCAGGAAGAUGCAAUGCCGGAGCUUGCAAUGCUCAGACUCAUCUGCAGCCAGACGUGUCAGUUCUGUGGCAAGUCAGCAGCGCCCGUCCCUACCAAUUCACAUAUCAACGCAGGCCCGGGUCGUUACGGCGUUCGAAUCGCCUGGCCAUUCGGUGUCUGCAGCUGCGGUCCGUGUCUUGAAGAGAGAAGCGUCAAGGCAAGUAUCUUAAAAGAACAAAUGUGGUUAAGCCUGACCUUUCCUCAGGAUACCGAAAUACUGAGCCUGAAGCUCGACCCUCGACUGCGGCUGGGAAUCCCGCACGGGUUCCUUAACCAGGAGCUUCACUUCGCACCCGAGUUACUCCGCCAGCGUGUCGGUAUUCCUGGCGCGAUGCGCUUCUCCAAAAUCUACUACAGACCAGAUUGGGAUAAGCUUUGCCGCGACCUAGAAAAUGCCAAGGCAUUUGGUGACGGUGCUGCAGAGGAAUGGCUCAAAGGCCUUGAAGGUACAGGAAAGCAGGCCAUGGCUGAAUCCGCCCGAUGGGAAAGUUUUGAGCUGCAAUAUCCCCCAGGGACGGAUCUCGUCGAACUGCUCAGGGAGUAUGAUGUCUCUUCUUUCCCAGGCUAUCUUGAGCAGAAACAGAGCAACCCUGCCGGAGAAGCUGUGUUCCCGCCGUCUCUGGCGGCAAACGGUAAGCAAUGCCUUUUCCGGACAUUUCUGUCGUCCUUUUGUUUCGAUCCUAACGGCCAUCUGAGUGAUGGUGCUAUUUAUCUCCCCCCCCUCCCUCUUUCUUGCUGCUCAGAGCGUCCCACCAACCCAUAGGACGACAUGGAUCUGACUCAGCUCCUACAGGUACACAUCCCUUGCCUCAGCCUGUCCAUGUUUUUCAAACCCACUACGCUCCUCAAUACCCGGCCGUGGCGCCGCAACUCCCAUCGCCAACUCAUGCUAGACCUGCACGUAAUCCGCACGAGGUCGAGAUGGCCCGCCAGGCCAGGAGAGCCGAGAUCGAGCGCCGUUGCAGAGAAGAGCUCAUGCCACCCCUUGAGCCGGAUGUUUUAGUCCACAUGGAGUCUUUCAAGAAUGCCCUCAUGAUUGUGCGGCCACUUGCAGAUAUUGAGUGGGAAAAUCUCAAGCCGAAGUUGGAGCAACAGCGAGAAGCCGCCGAACUCGCCGAGCAUGAGAAGAGAUCACAGCUAGCCGCCUUACAAGCUUCUGUUCCUUACAUCAACUCGGACACUACAGGUCCGUACCAAGCAAGAGACACAAACGACGUCGAGCACGAGCUCGCGCAAAGGCCACUACGUCGACUUCUGGCUGAAUACGCAGACGACUUUAUCAACGGCCACUGGCGUGGAGGCCAGCUGCUCACCAAGAAAGAUUCUGCUCCUAUAUUUGCCAUUCAGGUGCUUAUGGAAGUCCAUCGCCGCUUCAAGACGGCCGAGCAAGACGGCUCGCUUCCCUCAUUGAUCAACCAGGGAUCUGAGCGAUCCACUACACCUCCAAGAAUUUACCUGUCCCUGGAAAACAUGAAAUGGGUGUUCGACAACAAGAUCAAGCACUUGACGGAUCCGUACUGUCGCGAACUUUUUGUCUGCGCCGGCGAAGGAUGUGCAGAUGAGGCAAAGCCCAAGUGGUUUCCUUUCGAAGGUCUGAUUCAGCACUACGGCGCGAAGCACACCAGUGAUUUCAGUAAGGGAAACGUGGUCGUGCACUGGCAGUCUGGCGAGUGGCCUGACACGCCUCCAUUCGACGUGAAUCCGGCACGUUUUCUUAGUACGGAGCGUAAGGCAUCCGGCAAUAAGAAUCACCAUCGCGCGCGUAACGCAGCUUCGAAGUUCCAGCAGACCGGGCCCACUACGGCUUCAGACUUUCAUACCAACACAUACCAAGGAGAGGGUGCGUACUCGGCUGGAUCCAACGGCUACCAGGUGGACCAACUGGCAUAUUAUUCUGCACCGCCAAGUUCUGAUGAUCAGAUCAACAAGCUGGCCAGUGAUGCGCUCGAGAUUUGGAACGCAUUGAACGGUAUCCAAGAUCUCGAGAACAGCGUUCGGCUCCAGACCGUCAUCCGUCAUGUUGUGAUGCGCUUCACGGAAAGCUUUCGACAGCAGCCAAAGUUGGACGACUUGACCAAAGCGCUGGCAAGUAAGCCUGAGACUCGGCCGCUGAAGAGUGCACAUGGCCUGGUAUGCAAGAUCUGCGCUGCGCAAAAUUCUGACGGUUCGUAUUGGACCAGAAGCCGCCAUGCCGCGAAACAUGCCAACCCUCAUUCUCUCAUUCGCCACUUUCAGCUCUCGCACCUGUCCCAUAACGCAUUCCUCGAUUGGACUAGAGAAAUGCUAGACGUGCCAGAGGACCCAAUUGUGCGAGAGCUGCUGCGAACCCCAGGCAUGGACGACACCAAGCUUGAAUUGAUCGCUCUUGCGUUUCCGACCGCGUUCCCGGCACCCUUGCCCAAAAUCGGAACAGUGACUGAAGACUCAGUCCCAGUCACAGCUGAGGAUGAAGCCACCAUGCGCCUCCGCAAUCAACUGGAAAGCCGGCUGGGCAAGAAGCAAAACAAGCAAUCGAAGAAGAAAGGUGCCAAGUCUGCGAAAGCGAAUCGCGAUGACUCCCAAGAUCCAUUGCCGGAGCCGAAAGAGGAUGAGUAUGACCCGCGAAGACCCAUGUUUGUCGAAGCGAGGAAGCGCGAGGUGGAUCCAGUGGAAUUUGACUAUGAUGCCGGCAAGCCACAAUUGGUCCAUUCGCAACUACUGCCAGGCGGCCUCAAUCUCGCUCCAGAGACCCUCCAGGCACUAAGAAGCGUCGCCGCGACUCAAUCGCAGCAAGUUGUGAGCCCUCGUCAUGCCGAACAGAGUCGCAGUCCAUCAGUAGGGCGUGAUGCACCGCCGGCCAAGAUUCCUGCCAGUGGUCCUGUCGUGACGCCUGCCGGCCAACCAGAUAUUGCUGCCAUUCUUGCAUCCCUGACGGACCAGACGGCUGCUCCGUACCCAGCUGCAACACCUGCUAGCAAUCGAUCUGGCAGUGCUCCGCAUCAGAACUAUGUUGAAGUGAGGGCCAAGCCCCGUGGUGGGCAUCCGGAGGUGUAUCGAAGCCAAGCGCCUCGCCCUACCAGCGGGUACAGUUCUGGCUAUCAUUCCGUUGCCAACGGCGCUACCACUCAGAGCAUUCAAGAACUGCAAGCGGCACUCUCUCAGAACAGUCGAAAUUUUGAGCAGAAUCAGCAGCCGGUCUACGCCGAGGCGUCCCACUAUGGACGUGCAGCUGCGCAACCUGCGCCAAGGUACUACUCUGUCUACGAAGAAGAUCAGCCGUCAUCAGCACACAUGCCGGUGUACAGGGAGCCGCCUGUGCAGUACGUGCAGGUACCGAGACGAGACCACGAGUACCCGUACGAGCGGCCAGCACGCCAGCCCAUCUAUGUGGACCAGUAUGGUCUUGAGCUUAUCCCUGUAGAAGCACCGCCUGCUUCGGCCUCCUUUCCACCAGAUCAGUACGGACAACAGCAGUACUUGAGGCAUCCAGAGCAGCAAGUGUAUUCUACAAUGUCUCCGGGCGCGCGUCUCCCGCCUGGCUACGAGGAGCGACGUCUGGUGUACCCUCCGCCGCGUUACACAUACGAGAAUGGCCAUUGA